ACAAGACUUUUUCAACUAUAACUUUUGAUGGUGUUGGUGUAACUUUGAAGGAGCUCAAGCAGAAAAUUGCAGAAGCUAAUAGGUUAACUGGUGAUGGGAGUUUGGACUUAUUAAUUUUUAAUGCUCAAACUGGUGAAGAAUACUUAGAUUCUCAUGAGCUUAUACCCCGUAAUACUUGUGUGAUUGUCAGACGUAUCCCAUCAGCUAGCAGUGGAACUUUCCUACUUUCAACCGAAUCAAGGCCUGUCUUUUACAAUGCAAAAAAGGCCUUUUUAACUGAGGAAGACAAACUUGAUCAGGUUUUUAAAAAAUCUGGGCAAGAACUAAAAAGACAUGCAGGCGGUAGAACUGUGCCUAAAAAAGUUCCCUUGCAUUACAUUUGUCAUCGCUGUUAUCAGCCUGGGCAUUUUAUAGUUGAUUGUCCCAACACUGAGCAAGUAAAGAAGCCAACUGGCAUUCCCAAAGUUUUUUUGAAAAAAGUUGAGGAGGGGGAGCACGUUAAAGGAGCUAUGUUGAUGCCUGAUGGCACCUACGCAGUUUCGACCGCUAAUAGAUACGAGUGGGAACGACAAUCCACCGUGUUGGGUAGCGUCGGAGGAGAGGCUCCUGUGCCUACCGAAUUGCAAUGCCCUCUGUGCAACCAACUUUUAACUGAUGCUGUAGACACGCCUUGCUGCGGAAAAUUUUUUUGCGAUUCUUGUAUUCGUGAACAUCUUUUGGAAAAUGAUUUUACGUGUCCGAGUUGCCAUCGAGAGCGCGUAUCACCUGUCAAGCUCGCUCCAAACGAGGCCGUUCGACUCCGAGUCUUGGAAUUUCGCGCUCACUCUGCACUUUGCGGAACAGACGCAGAAAAUCCAGAUAAACAAGAAGAGUUUAGAAAUUCGGCUUCAGAGUUAAGUAGUGGUAAAAUAAGCACGGGCGAGUCUCAAGAACGGCGUGAGAAUAAAAGGGGGAUUGAUAAAAAGACAAAUAGGCGUGAUUCCUUUCCGCCAGCUGCUGUUUCGCAUAACGCUUUGCUGUCCGAACACCGAGAUUUUCAGCCCUCCUUAUUACUUUUUAACAGUACUAAUUCUUCCAAUUUUGUUAUAAAUAGUUUAGAAGAAACCGAUAAAACUUGUUUGAAAAAGCGUAAUAAUUCUGAUAGGAGGCGUAGCGGCGGCGAAGAGAUAGAUCGCAACUGUAUUUACCAAAAUAAUGAUAUUCUUCGCUACAAACAGUCGCCUAAUUUAAAGAGAGACUGGCCCCUAGCCGACCCACCAUUAAUAGUCCUUAUGAAAAUAAUACUUUUGACAGCAGUCUUUAAAAAUGUAUUUUCCUCUGGUAGGGAGGCAAUUCAUCGCGUUGCUACUAAUUCUAGGAGUCUUAGCAGCAGGAGAAAAGCUCCAAACCGUACGCAGAAGUGUUCUCUUAGAGAGCCUGGAAAACGAAAAAGUAAUAAAGAAAGGCUGCAGUCGGAAGGUAGAAAGGUAGAUAAUAGUGAGAGUAGAAGAGCCGAAAAAAUUGUAUCUGGUGCGCAAAACUUCGGUCUAGUGACUUACUUAGUAAAUCUCCGAGUAGAAGAAGGAAACGUCGAACUUGAAAGCUAA
This is a messenger RNA of Zophobas morio, 1586 nucleotides long. RefSeq lists its product as uncharacterized. The transcript is spliced from 11 exons. NCBI's taxonomy places the organism in Eukaryota, Metazoa, Arthropoda, Insecta, Coleoptera, Tenebrionidae. Gene Ontology annotation, molecular function: ubiquitin-protein transferase activity. Bases 510 to 1586 code for a protein of 358 amino acids. Gene Ontology annotation, biological process: protein ubiquitination. The record is from RefSeq and is a predicted model, not a curated record.